This is a messenger RNA of Camellia sinensis, 1401 nucleotides long. NCBI's taxonomy places the organism in Eukaryota, Viridiplantae, Streptophyta, Magnoliopsida, Ericales, Theaceae. The record is from RefSeq and is a predicted model, not a curated record.
AUGACAUCUUGGGAUAGGAAAGCAUCGGAGUUCCAAUCACUCAAGGAAGGUGGGGGUACAGUGUCAGAAUAUGAUGCCAAGUUCACGGAACUAGCCAAAUUUGCUCCACACAUGGUCAACGCCGAAUACAACAAAGCUAGGAAGUUUGAGGAAGGGCUUCAAGGACCACUCCGAGAUAAAAGACCAAUUGCCAAGCCUAACACCACAGGAAAGGAACCGGUGAGACAAGCAAGGGUAUUUGCCCUAGUCCUAGGGGAUGCUCAGAGUACGGAUCCAGUUAUAUCAGUAUCUACACCGUCGGAUGAAUCUAUGAUAUGUACCUCCAUCUAUCGGGAUUGUGAGAUAUUAAUUGGGAAUAUUAGCUUGAUUGUCGAUUUAUUGCCUAUAGAAAUGAGUCAUUUUGAUGCUAUUUUAGGAAUGGAUUGGUUGUCAACCAAUUAUGCUACAAUAGACUGUGUGUCAAAGUCUGAAUCUGAUAACAGUUUGAAUGACAUACCAGUAGUGAGGGAAUUUUCAGCGGUAUUUCCUGAUGAAUUACUAGGCAAUUUGAUUGAUAGAGAAAUUGAGUUUACAAUUGAUGUUGCACAGAGAACUCAAUCGAUUUCCAAGACUCCUUACAGAAUGUCACCAGUAAAGCCAGAGGAAUUGAAAAUGCAGUUACAAGACUUGCUAGAUAAUUCGUCCCAGCACAUCACCUUGGGGAGCACCAGUGCUAUUUAUGAAAAAGAAGGAUGGAAAUCUUCGUUUGUGUAUCGACUACAUGGAGAUGAACAAGGGGACUAUAAAAAACAACUCAAAGUUAAGGCAAAAGAUGUUGAGAGGACGACAUUUAGAAUCAAGUAUGGCCAUUGCGAGUUUUUGGUUAUGCCAUUUGGAGUUACUAAUGCUCCUACGGCAUUCAUGGAUUUGAUGAAUAGAAUUUUUAAGCCUUACCUGGAUGAAUUUGUUCUAGUCUUCAUUGAUGACAUUUUGAUUUACUCUAAAAGUGGGGGUGACCAUGAACAACAUUUAAGAUUCAUCAUUCAAACUCUUAUAGAUAGACAAUUGUAUGCAAAGUUGAAGAAAUGUGAGUUUUGGCAUUUUUGGGACAUGAGAUUUGUCAAAGAUUUCUCCAAGAUAGCAAUCCCACUUACCCAAUUAACACAUAAAGCAACACUGUUUGAGUGGAUAGAAGAGAGGGAUUCUGCUUUCCAAGAGUUAAAGACUAGGCUGAUCACAGUGCCAGUUCUUAUAUUACCAUCAAGUACUGAGGGGUUUGUUAUCUAUUAUGAUGCAUCACACAAAGAAUUGGGUUGUGUUUUAAUGCAGAAUAGUAAAAUUAUUGCUUAUGCUUUCUGCCAAUUGAAGCCGCAUGAAAAGAAUUAUCCAACUCACGACUUGGAAUUGACAGCCAUUGUUUAA